Messenger RNA from Phytomonas sp. EM1, 1449 nucleotides. The record is from the annotation of a GenBank genome assembly. Lineage: Eukaryota; Euglenozoa; Kinetoplastea; Trypanosomatida; Trypanosomatidae.
GUAUGUUAUUUUUUUUUAGUCACACUUUCUGUCAAACGAAAUGAAGUUAGUUCGGAGGGCAAGAAAAAGUAUUCGAGAGCGACGUAUGAAAGCAUGCAUGAAAGAUCUCAGCUCGAAUCUUGCUAAAAUUGAAAUGCGCGUGUUUAAUAAGCAGAAGAAUGAACGAAUAGUCAAACGUAAGGAGUUAGGUGUGUCAGAUUCAGUCCCGAUGAAUGUUUUGAAGGGAAAGAUGAGUCCAGAAUUGUAUGCAAUUGAAUGUCGUCUUCAUCAAGAGGCGGGCUUACCGAGGCCUAAACCGUACCCUGAAUAUCAGGAUGAUGUGAGGAAAGCUAAUGAACAUAAGCAUCGUAUCGGAUUUGCAAGCUUUUCCACUAUUAUAGCUGCAGUUCGACGAAUCAAUUGCAAAGCAUAAGUGCACAAGUGGAGGUUCUAUUGUUUCUCAUAGAGGUCUGCAAUCAUGAGUAUACGCUUUUGGCUUCACUUUUUUCCCUCAGAAAAGGCUUCGCGGUUGCAUUAUGGAACAAUCCUCGGGUCUAAUGGAUUGUGUUUGUAUUCCAAAUGUAUGGUUGUCACAUACUCAGGCUAAUUGGGUUUUGUCACUUUCUUCUUUCUGCUCAAGACUUUGCUAUAUUUCCUUGUGCUGAGCAGAGCCAUUUCACACAAUUACUUUUUUCUUUUCGCUUUUUAUAAUAUGCAUUUUUCUAAAUACAUAGACGUAAUAAGGAGGAAGCAUGGUUAUGUCGAGAAGGGAAGAAGUCUGACGGGAGUGAUAUGAGUAUUUUAUAUACUAAUGAGGUAAGGAUCGCGUUGUUGUGAUUGAGGGAUUGUGAACAAUGCAUUUGCAUUCCCCUGUGAUUUUGAUCCAUGCCAGUACAUAUUCUAUGCAUAAUCACUGUAUUUCAAUUGAUGUUCACUGUCUAUCCUUUUCAGCCAAGAUCCAAACCAGCUUGAUUUUAGGCUUUUGGGGUUGAAUGACAUGUGUCUCAUGAGGAUCUCUAGUUUGUCAUAAAUAACGAGCUCUAUAUUAUUGCACAAUUUGUAAAUCAACACUCAGGUGGCCCAGAAACGCUGUUAGGUAUGGUAGGCAGGGACAGUAUGUUUGGAUUUAAUUGAGCGAUACAUUCGAAAAGUUCUGGUAAUGGCUUAGUGAAGUAUUAUUUGGGUUAGGUGCAUCCAAAUAAUGUGGUUAAGAUUUGGGCACCCAUGCAAGCCUGCAGCUAAUUUCACUACUAUAUUAUGCCAAUAGUCAUUAUUUUAGAGGUAUUUGUUCGCUUUUAUUUUCUGUGAGGGAGAACAUUUUCUCCAAAAGUAAGCCUUAUUGUGCAUGGAAAAAACACUUGGUGCACGUCUAUUAAUUCAUUCGCUUAGUUGCCUGCGAAGCUGGUUUCCCAUACUUAUAUAGUCAUAAUUAGCUUCUCUCAGUGGCUAGCUUGGUGAUAAAACACGCUA